AUCUUCCUUUGGCAGAAUCCAAGAUGACCAUGAGUGACUUCCUUAAUCCUUUGGAUAUUGCUGCCGCAAUCCAAGAUUGUCUAGCUCCAGAUAGUUUCAACUGCAGAAAAUUCUUCCAGCUUUCUGGUAUGUCCAAAAAGAGCGGCAGCCAAAUCAAGGAUAUAUUUCAAAUUCUAGACCAAGAUAAAAAUGGAUUUGUUGAAAUAGCAGAACUCAGUUACUUCCUUCGGAAGUUUAAUCCGGGGGCUCGCUUGUUAACACCGACAGAAAUCGAAAAAUUUCUGGCCACGGGAGACCAUGAUGGAGAUGGAAAAGUUGGGGCUGAAGAAUUCCAGGAGAUGGUACAAUCCUAAAGGACCAGAAGCGGCUUGCGUGACGGAAGAACCUCUGUCCAGAAAGAGUUCUCUUGAAACUUUCAAACCCUUUCUUAUGAUUUGCCUCCUAUUCAGUGGUGUGCUACUACAGGUA
Messenger RNA from Protobothrops mucrosquamatus (brown spotted pit viper), 468 nucleotides. Its product is annotated as parvalbumin, thymic CPV3-like. Gene Ontology annotation, cellular component: cytoplasm; nucleus. Lineage: Eukaryota; Metazoa; Chordata; Lepidosauria; Squamata; Viperidae. The transcript has 4 exons. The coding region runs from base 24 to 353 and encodes 109 amino acids. The record is from RefSeq and is a predicted model, not a curated record. Gene Ontology annotation, molecular function: calcium ion binding.